GUGACUGUGUGUGAGAGAGAGAUAUGGCCCUGUACAGCGGGCAGUGUGGCCGGGUUCUCUUAUCCAGCGCUCUGGUUCCCCUGUGGAGACGGACGGCGACCUCCGGAGACCCGGUGUGUAGACUUUAUACAGGGCCAAGCCGGGGGGAACAGCAGUGCGCGUCACCUAACACCAGCGCCAACCUCACACACCGAGGCGAACAGGGAUUAACUAUAGCAGCCGGUCAGAGGCGGGUUUUGAAGGACGUCUUACCCUUUUCAGAAUUCCUCACAGACACUUUUGGAAGGAGACACAAUUAUCUGCGGAUUUCUCUUACAGAAAAAUGCAACCUCCGCUGUCAGUACUGUAUGCCAGAGGAAGGAGUAAAGCUGAGUCCAAAACAACAGCUCUUAUCCUCAGAUGAGGUGUUGACUCUGGCUCGACUAUUUGUACGCGAGGGCGUGGAGAAGAUCCGUCUGACUGGAGGAGAACCUCUCAUCCGCCCCGACGUCCUCCAUAUCGUUGCUGAAAUGAGGAAAAUGGAGGGUCUGAAGACGAUCGCUGUAACUACUAAUGGUAUGAACCUUGCCAGGCUGCUGCCCGGUUUAAAGAAAGCUGGCGUGAACUUGCUCAAUGUCAGUCUAGACACGUUGGUGCCAGCCAAGUUCGAGUUCAUCGUUAGACGAAAAGGUUUCCAUAAGGUCAUGGAAGGUAUUGAUAAGGCCAUUGAUUUGGGCUACAAUCCAGUUAAGGUGAACUGUGUGGUGAUGAGGGGUCUGAAUGAAGACGAGCUGCUGGACUUUGUGACUCUGACCGAGAGGAAGCCUCUGGAUGUGCGCUUUAUUGAGUACAUGCCCUUUGAUGGCAAUAAGUGGAACUUCAGGAAGAUGGUGAGUUAUGCAGAGAUGCUGGACUGCAUUAAGCAGCGAUGGCCCAGUCUGGAGCCGCUUCCUGGGGACGAGACAGGGACCGCCAAGGCUUUCAGAGUUCCAGGAUUUCAGGGCCAGCUGGGUUUUAUCACCUCCAUGUCGGAUCAUUUCUGUGGCUCCUGCAACCGUCUGCGCAUCACAGCCGAUGGCAACCUGAAGGUGUGUUUGUUCGGAAACUCCGAGGUGUCUUUGAGAGACUUUCUCCGCUCUGGAGCAUCUGAUGAGGAACUUCUGCAGAUAAUAGGAGCUGCAGUGGGACGGAAGAAGAAACAGCACGCUGGCAUGUUCAAUAUCUCUCAGAUGAAAAACAGGCCGAUGAUCCUCAUUGCUGAAGAGGGAAGCCGGCCUGUACCCGUGUCGAAUAGUGAGCCGAGGAGGUAUCACAUCCAUCCUUAUCGCAGACCUGUGCCAGGCCGAGUUUUGCCCCAUUUUGAGAACCCGUACUACCUACACCACAGUGGCCCGGCUAAUGAAGGCUUGAAUAGCAGCACUUUUACCACAAACGCACCAGCUUUUACAAUCUCCGGCGUCUCACACGAGAGUGAGACGCCACCAAAUGUUUACCAUGUCCAUCAGGGAAGGAGGCAGGUUUCCCCUGAGGAAUUUUGUAGCACUGCAUUUCCUGAUACCGAGUAUGCUUCUUGUUCUGUAACACGCACAGGUGAGUUUAGGCGGCUGAGACGCGCACACAGACUUGUCGGCUCUCUCAGGCGGAACGCGCAGAGGGACGUCCGGUCUUACGCCACAUCUCUUUUUAGCACUUUAAUCCCCAAACAUGUAAUGCGGCAGAAUGUAAGGGAAUGCCACAACCAAAGCAAUGCCCAAGGAGGCUUUAGUGCAUCAUAUCACACCCCGACCUUUGACCAGCUGACCCACACCGACGCGCACGGCAGAGCCUCCAUGGUGAACGUCAGCGAUAAAGCAGUGACCCGUCGUACUGCCACAGCCAGUGCCCGUGUUCUUCUAGGCUCCAAAGCUUUCAGCCUGGUCCACGCCAACCAGAUCGCUAAGGGCGACGCGUUGGCGGUCGCCCAGCUAGCAGGCAUCAUGGGUGCCAAGCAAACAUCCGGUCUCAUUCCCCUUUGCCACCCCGUGUCCCUUGACCACACCUCCGUCACCGUGGAGCUCCUGGAAGAAGGCCAUGUGGCUGUCGUCAUGGCGACGUGCCAGGCAACAGGCCGCACCGGAGUGGAGAUGGAGGCUCUGACUGCGGCGUCGGUCGCCGCCCUGGCGCUCUACGACAUGUGUAAAGCGGUCAGCCGUGACAUCGUUAUAACUGACAUCAGACUUCUGAGUAAGACAGGAGGACAACGGGGCGACUUUCAUCACACCAGCUAAUACUAAACCGCGCACAGAUGUAACCAUAGACAUGAUGUAGCGACAUCAAGCUGACAUACUGACCUGUUACGAAGCUCUUACGAAUCUUUAUGUGCCUUUAGAGUUCUUCAUCACACACUUUGUAGCGCUGA
This is a messenger RNA of Clarias gariepinus (North African catfish), 2377 nucleotides long. It is a transcript of the gene mocs1, whose product is annotated as molybdenum cofactor synthesis 1. NCBI's taxonomy places the organism in Eukaryota, Metazoa, Chordata, Actinopteri, Siluriformes, Clariidae. Bases 24 to 2246 code for a protein of 740 amino acids. Gene Ontology annotation, molecular function: 4 iron, 4 sulfur cluster binding; cyclic pyranopterin monophosphate synthase activity; GTP 3',8'-cyclase activity. The transcript has 11 exons. The record is from RefSeq and is a predicted model, not a curated record. Gene Ontology annotation, biological process: Mo-molybdopterin cofactor biosynthetic process.